CCUGGUGACCAAUAACCACCACCCCUUUUAUCAAACGGCAACAGCCGCCUGAUUUGGCCUUCUCUUUUCCAACCACCACCAACCCUUUGUCGAGGUUGGUGCCUACGAACGGAAUACACCUCGUUUUCGAUCGACACAACCCCUAUAACUCCAUCAAGCACCAUCGACAAAACCGCCCCCGUCUAGAAAGCAUCAGCAACGCCUGCUUCAGACAGCCGCCCACCAUGCGCGACCCCUUCCCCAUCGCCCCGAUCCCGGCCCUCUCAGCCUGGAUCCAACCCUACGCCGACGCCCUUCACCUCCCCACUCUCCCUCUGCACAUCCACGAAGUCCUCGGCGCCGCCGCCUUCUACACCUUUGUGCACACCAUCCUCUCCCCCAUCAUCUCCAACGCCUUCUUCUCGAAAUACUACCCCAAGAACCACCGCGCCAGAAAGGCCAACUGGGAUGCCCAUGUCGUUUCCCUCGCGCAGUCAGUCCUGAUCAACGGGCUGGCGCUAUGGACGAUGUACUAUGACGAGGAGAGGGCCAACAGCGACUGGGAGCAGAGAGUAUGGGGGUACACUGGAGCAAGUGGCAUGAUCCAGGCUCUGGCAGCGGGAUAUUUCGUCUGGGACUUGGGAAUCACGCUGUUGAAUCUGGAUAUUUUUGGUUUGGGGCUGCUGGCGCAUGCGGUGAGCGCGCUGGCGGUAUAUACUUUUGGAUUCCGCCCCUAUCUGAACUACUACUCCUCCAUCUUCAUCCUCUACGAGCUCUCCACCCCGUUCCUGAACAUCCACUGGUUCUUUGACAAGCUGAACAUGACCGGUUCCAAGCCGCAGCUCUACAACGGGAUCGCGCUUUUGGUCGUCUUCUUCUGCUGCAGACUCGUCUGGGGAACGUACCAAUCCGCUGUUGUGUAUGUUGACAUGUGGAAGGCUGUGCAGAGGGGCCCCGAUGCGGGUUACAUUGCUGCCGCGUUUGAGAAGGCUUCUGGGGUGGACAAGAAUUUGAUGCAUUUUGCCAAGGAUGCGGGGCCGGUGCCGGUUUGGUUGGCGGUCACGUACGUGGCGAGCAAUCUGACGCUGAACACGCUGAACUGGUAUUGGUAUUUCAAGAUGAUUUCUGCGGUGAAGAAGAGGUUUGAGCCGGCGAAGAAGGAGAAGGCUGCUGUUCCUGCUGGGGGUAAGGGGACUAGCAGUGUGGCGACGGGGCCGAUGGUGGGGGAGAAGCAGGGGCUGAGGCAGAGGGAGCACUCGAUUGAGGAUGUGGUGCCUGAUUCGGAGGAGCUGAGGCAGGGGACUAUUCAGUAGGGAUGAUGUGUGAAGGUUGAGAGGGACGUUGGAUAGGGGCAAUGUGGGGUGUAUAGGGGGGGUGUGGUGUUGGUUACUGUGGCCUGGGUUUCUGGGUGAUGAUGGACGGACGGGUGGGCGGGCUGUGUGUAUAGCUGUCGAUGGUUGUUGUUGUUUUUUCUCGUUUUUGCUUACCUCACUACGUAAUCAUGGGAUAUGGAGUAUUCAAGCUGGCAUUCGGUCGCUUUUUUUUUAUGUCGUGUAUGGUGUGUGCACACUUUGGACUGGGAUUCGGUUUUUUGGUGAUGAUGGUGAGAUCUUUUUACGAGCCUUGUUUCUUUCUGUCAUUGUUCGGCAGGCUCUGCUGAAUACUGAAGACGGGCGGGAGUUUACCUACCUACCUUAUCUAGUUGUUCACCCUGGGUACCAAGAGAAAGGAUUAAACUGCUUAACCAAGGUGACUGACGUUUCUGUGGGUUGCCCCUGAUGUUGUUGUGACAUGUGCCU
This is a messenger RNA of Podospora bellae-mahoneyi, 1778 nucleotides long. RefSeq lists its product as uncharacterized. The record is from RefSeq and is a predicted model, not a curated record. Gene Ontology annotation, cellular component: endoplasmic reticulum; membrane. The transcript has 2 exons. Lineage: Eukaryota; Fungi; Ascomycota; Sordariomycetes; Sordariales; Podosporaceae. Gene Ontology annotation, biological process: lipid homeostasis. The coding region runs from base 225 to 1292 and encodes 355 amino acids.